Chelmon rostratus (copperband butterflyfish) is the source of this 4557-nucleotide messenger RNA. RefSeq names its product casein kinase 1, delta a (gene csnk1da). Lineage: Eukaryota; Metazoa; Chordata; Actinopteri; Chaetodontiformes; Chaetodontidae. The record is from RefSeq and is a predicted model, not a curated record. The transcript is spliced from 9 exons. Gene Ontology annotation, biological process: signal transduction; peptidyl-serine phosphorylation; endocytosis. Bases 404 to 1621 code for a protein of 405 amino acids. Gene Ontology annotation, molecular function: ATP binding; protein serine/threonine kinase activity. Gene Ontology annotation, cellular component: cytoplasm; nucleus.
UCAGAACAGGAUCCUAACAGAGCGGAGUCAGCAAGAGGAAGAGGAGCCGAGCUUAAUACAGAACAUUACCUCCUCAAAAUCCAUCUUCAUCCUUGGACAAUUAAAACGGAUCCUUUUCAAAAACAGCGAGAGCAUAAAGUACGCAUUUAAACCUCUCCAACGAGCACCAUAUUACCGCAGUAUGAGGUUAGUAGUAUUUUAAAACAAGUGGCGAAAGAUUGUGAGAGCCGACUUCAUCCGGAGACGACAUACAUAACACACAAUUCGUCGCUCGAAGAGAUUUUGAUGCGUUGGAUUUUUUGCCUGUUCUGCUUUUAAACAGACUUGGCCUCUAAACCUGAACGUUUUUUGGAUAUUUUGGAGCUAGCGAGCGUGCUUGCUAGCCAACCACAGAUCGCUUAUAAUGGAGUUGAGAGUGGGAAACCGAUAUAGACUGGGCAGGAAAAUUGGAAGUGGAUCAUUUGGAGACAUCUAUCUGGGCACUGAUAUCUCGGUUGGAGAGGAGGUGGCCAUCAAGCUGGAAUGUGUGAAGACCAAGCACCCACAGCUCCACAUAGAGAGCAAAAUCUACAAGAUGAUGCAGGGUGGAGUGGGUAUCCCGACGAUAAAAUGGUGCGGGGCCGAGGGCGACUACAAUGUGAUGGUGAUGGAGCUGCUGGGGCCCAGUCUGGAGGAUCUGUUCAACUUCUGCUCUCGGAAGUUCAGCCUCAAGACAGUCCUGCUGCUGGCUGACCAGAUGAUCAGCCGCAUUGAAUACAUCCACUCCAAGAACUUCAUCCACCGAGACGUGAAGCCAGACAACUUCCUGAUGGGGCUGGGCAAGAAGGGCAACCUGGUCUACAUCAUCGACUUCGGCCUGGCCAAGAAAUACCGCGACGCCCGCACACACCAGCACAUCCCCUACCGCGAGAACAAGAACCUGACCGGCACCGCCCGCUACGCCUCCAUCAACACACAUCUGGGCAUCGAACAGUCCAGACGGGACGACUUGGAGUCGCUGGGCUACGUCCUCAUGUACUUCAACCUGGGCUCUCUGCCCUGGCAGGGCCUCAAAGCUGCCACCAAAAGGCAGAAGUACGAACGCAUCAGUGAGAAGAAAAUGUCCACUCCCAUUGAGGUCCUCUGCAAAGGCUACCCAUCGGAGUUUGCCACCUACCUGAACUUCUGCCGCUCUCUGCGAUUCGACGACAAGCCCGACUACUCAUACCUCCGGCAGCUCUUCAGGAACCUUUUCCACAGACAGGGCUUCUCCUAUGACUACGUCUUCGACUGGAACAUGCUCAAAUUUGGUGCCAACAGGGCCGCGGAGGACGCAGAGCGGGAGCGUCGGGAGCGGGAGGAGAGGCUGAGGCACAGCAGGAACCCCGGGGCCAGGGGCAUGGCCUCGGCCUCAGGAAGAGCCAGGGCGGCUCAGGACGUCGCAGCCCCCUCGCCACUUAACCCCGCCUCACACACAGGUUUGGAGAAGGAGAGGAAGGUGAGCAUGCGCCUUCACCGCGGAGCACCUGUCAACAUCUCCUCCUCAGACCUGACGGGACGCCAGGAUGCGUCUCGCAUGUCCACCUCACAGGCUCUGUCCCGGGUCACACCCAGCGGCCUCCAGUCUGCAGCUCCUCGGUGAAACCCUCCCAUCCACCUGUGCACCAUGGAGGCCUCAACAUGCACCACCUGCAGCACACACACAUACACACACACACACAUAUACCCCCACACACACAUAUACACACAGGACUCUUAAUUGACACAGAGGACUACCAAGCAUUGCACAGGAGUCUGGCUGCGCUCUUGUUCACUUGACGGAGGAAGAGGUGCACAACCAGGAGUGUGUGUGUGUUUGUGUGUGAGAGAGACGGGCGGGUGGAGCACAGUUUGGUUGUCUUAACCACCUUGGCAAAGUAGCAGCCUCCCUUCUUCUCACAUGGAAGAUGUGGAAACACUCCCCUCCUCCUUACUGUUGAUGAAGCCAUGGAUUCACUUUUCUCUGGCACCCUUUUCUUUCUUUUUUUUUAACUUUGAUUUUACUUAUUUUUGUUUUUUAGCAUUAAAACUUCUCUUACACCAGCUCCACUGGUCAGACUUCACAAGGGUUUGAGAAUGGAGAAUGAUGAGUCUGUUAGCUGUUGAAAAUAGUGUGUGGGACUUUUUUAAUCAUGGAAGCAGGACGACACGUGAUCCAUCAUGGCAGUGUUAAAGGACAGUGCCUCAGCUCUAUUUUGUGUCCUGGAAGAGUCCUUCAGUCCCUUUUUGUAGUUGUUUUAGGUUUAAAUGUAAUAUAGAUAGGGGGAUAACCUCCUCGUUUUAAGACUGGGACAAAAGGAUUUUUAAUGUUCUAUUUUCAAAGGUGAUCCCACAGUAUGAGCUGGGUUUGUUUUUUUUUUUGUCCUCCUCAGGUGUGUUGGAACCAGGAUGUUGUAGUAAAUCCAAAAACACGCUGCACACGUUCUUUCUGUGUUCAGGUUGUGACUGCAGUGUGCUGCUUGGGAAAGCUGUGAAUGGAACAGUGAAAUAGUCGGGAGGUCUAUCUGUCCACAAUGAAUGGAUGACAUGUUGUUUUUAACCCGGUGCAUAGUGAUGUGGUUUUGUGUGUGUGUGUGUGUGUUUAUGUGGUUCUGUCGUAGGCUUGUACAAGCUCAAAUGGGUGGGGAUGGUUAUUCUUUUAAGUUUUAAACUCCUUUGCCUCCUAAACCUCUCUCUCUAGGCCAUUUAACAUUCUGCUGCCAGUUUGGGUCAAAAUGCAGUUUGCUUCUUUUCAAGCACACCUCUAAGCCAUUUUCUACCCCGACCUCGUUCACUGUCUGUCCACCGACAGACCUUGACCUUUCAGGUCGCUGCAGCUUGCCUGUCUGGAUGUGCCUCUCCAGUACUAUCUCAGUGGACAACACAAAAAUCAACCGCACAGGCGCUUAAAUGCUGUCAUUUUCAAAGUACUCGUGCUUGUUGGGAGUUCAGUUUUCACCAUUUACAUUGCACUACUUCGCAGUUUCAGUCAGCCAGCCCUGAGCAAACAAGGAGCUGGUAAAUCCCUGACCAAGACUGCAUCAGAACUCAAUGAUAGAGGCAUAGUAGUGGUUAUUUUUUGUCCGUUGCAGGAUUAUAUUGGAGAAAUGCAUCCUAGUAAGCAAGACAAACGGCGCAAUAGUGAGUUUGGUCCCAAUCCAUUACUUCUAGCUUCACCCCGAUCCAAAUCAUUUCAUAUUGAGAAUGUGCCAUCACGCAAUCCUUUACUACAUGACUGCACAGUGCACAACUAAGCUGUGGGAACUUCAGUAAAGCCAGUCAGUUUAGAUGCUUGAUGUCUGACAGAAGUUAUUAAGCACACUCCACCAGUCCACACAUCAGAAUCAGUUUAUUGUGGAGAGUACUACUCAGCCUGUCUACUGUAGCACUGCAAAAGCUUGACAAAAAGACUAUCGCGUUGCAUUAUGGGAAAUGCAGUAUGCAGUCUUGUUUGAGCCCCCUUCUAGAUACACUGGAUCAUACUGUAUCUUAGCCUGUUUCCUCAGUUCUGACAUUCUUUUAAUCUGUUUUUUGUCACUUAUGGAAGUACAAUUCUAAAUUUUUAGUGUUCCUAAUUUCCACUCUACAGACACUUACUUUUUUAUUAAUUUUAAAAACAGCGAGGUCAGAGAUACAAGGGACAAAAAAAAAAAAAAAACUCAUCAGGCAUAAUGUCAUGUGUACAGUUCAGUUAAACCAUGUCUUGAUCAGCUCUUUGGGACAUCCCCACCAGAUCAGGUCAGACAAGCGAUGUCAGAGUCCAGGUAGAAAACGGACCGGUGUGCUUAAACAUCAGGCUAAAUGGACACGAGGAGGUUUUGGAGAGCUAUGGACCAAGUGUCGUCUUAAGAACGGACAUCACAGCGGAGUCCCGACGGUACUGGAGCUACGGGCCUCGCGCGGCUCGUGUCCUUCCAUCAACAGGAGACUUGUGCUGAGCGGUCAGCCGAGCUGACAAGUGAAUCCGGCAGGUUUUCAAGUAGACAAUUCUCUGUGCUAGACUGGUUGCAAAGUAUUUAGGCCAUUUUCUGUAGUUAAAGGGGGAAGGGGUUGUAGUGGUAAUUUGUACAUGUUCUGUUGUUGUGUAUAGGAUGUGCCUACUCUGUCGACCACGUCCACGUGAGCCGCUGCAGGUUUGGGACGAUGACGACAGUGUAUGGAGGGACUGGGAAUGCCUCACUCCAUUAGAGGUCCUGCGAAAGCAGGCUCUUUUUUUAGUAUACUUCACCUGUGGGCUUGAAAAACAAACAAAAAAAGUGAUGGAUUAUCUUGUUUGUCUCACUGAUGAUGGCUAUGAUAAACGCAAGUACACUUUACGUGGGAGAAUCGUUUCAGUCUGUCACGUCUGCUUCUCUCAGUUAUUAUUUUGUCACCUCCUGUCCUAUUUUGCUUUUAACUGUGCAGUGGAGAUGGUUGCUCAUGUCCCACAAGGCAUCUCUUACUGUGGAUUCAUGGGAAAUCUUUCUUUCCACUCCCACCAUAAGACUUUUGCUCCUCAUUUGUAAUGCCACUGUAUUUGUGUAUUUUAAAAUUGUGUAAAUAAAUUAAUAAGUACUUGUA